CGUGUGAACUAAUUUUUGCAAAUGAGAGUUUGAUACAAGACUUCGCGUUAUCAAACACAAAGCCGGUCAAAAUAUCCAACCAAAAUGCUCAACCAUAAGGUCAAUGUGGCAAGCCAAGGGUUUUGACUCUGGCCGACGUGACCACAUCCUCCACGACGAAUACGCCCCGGUGAAAAGAGAUGGGCGAUCCAGGCCGAAGCAAGGACUCGUAAUCAGGAAGGACCGCGCGCGUAAUGUCGAGACCUUCCGCAUGGAGAUGGACGAAGUGGCCCCGAGCUUCAAGCUUGGCCCGAUCUACGAUUCAUCGAGAGCGCGAACUCCGAGCGAGGGGCUUUUCGAGACCAAAGCCCCUCCCACCCCUCGGAACAGAAAACUAAGCGGCGAGGAAAGCCUCCAAUUAACCCCCAUCUGGCAGCAGAUCAUCACCUACCAGAAACUCCCCUACAACGUCAGCAAAUCAGCCCUGUUCAACGAGAUCAGCCAGAGGCUCGUCGAUCCCGAAUGGCAAGUCCGGCAACACGGAUUGAAAGUCCUGCAGGACGUAAUCCCGGUGAUCGAUCCUAAAGAGCUGGACGAUUUCAUGAUCGACUGCGUUCUCCCCGCGGUGGUUUCGAAUUUAGUCCACACGGCGCCGGCCGUCAAGUCGAGUGCAUUCGAUGUCUUGUUGAUGUACUUGAAAUACUCGCCCGACCCCGAGUACGUCCUGAGGACCGUCGUUUUUCAAACACUCGAAUCGUCCAACGUCCCGAGCAACCUGCAAAUCUGCGCCAUGAACUGUUUGCCGACUUUGUUGAGUCAGGUCUGCGCGAGCGAGAAUUUCAACAACAACGCCGCGUUCGUCGAACACGACUCGAGCAGCAAUACUUUGAGGGUUCCAAGUCGGAGCGGCACACCGACUGCCAGGAGUCCGAAUCGCUCUAGGUCGCCUGUUAAUCAGUCGAUAAAAGUUGAUCAGUUGUCGCAACAGAGCCUCCUGCACCUGAUUUCGGUUCUGGCGAAGAAGAUGGUUCAGAUUGCGUUUCAGCACUGCGCCGUCGCGUGCCUUGAAAAAAUCAAGCACAUGAUCGGCGCUAACUUUUUCGACCACUUCUUGGAGACCCACAAACCGAAUUUGAAGAGGGAUUUCGACGUGCUGUGCCAAGUUUACGAGCUGCCAAACUCGAACAUCUCCGACGUGAUGAUCAGCCCGAUGGACUCGCUGAUCUCGUCGGCGGACGACAGGGAGGCUGAGGUCUUCUUCUUCGAGGAGAAUGACCAACAAGACGACACCGAUCAACCCUCAUCCACAUCGUCCUUCGUGUCAUCCUCCGAGGAGAACGCUAAAGCUUUCAAUCAAAAUCCGCAAAGCAACCCGCAAGUUGCGAACGAAAGGAACGACAAACUCGAAUCAGCUACAAAAACUGAGGUCGCUGAUCAGAAUGCUAAUACCCUGGAUGCAAGCGCAGACUCGAGGCAACGUCCAUCGAGCAGAUCGGACGCGACAUCAGAGAACGACAAAGAGAAGAUCGACAACGGCGAAGUUUUGGUCGAGACGGAGAUCAAGCUCUCCGAAGACACGGCGAUUCAGAUGAUGAUCUUGCAAGAACGGGGCGAGAAGGAAAAUACGAAGGACGAGUCAGAGGAAGACGACGAGAGCAAACAGCUGAAACGAGUCACAUUCGGCGGCGAACUGAUCAAACUGCGGACUCCUGACAGUGACAACCCGACGACCGACGAUGAUCAGAGGAAGAAAUACGACGCCGCGCAACCGAGAGAAAAUGACACCGUCAGAUCGAAACCUCCGAGCGUGAUACCUUUAGACGAAGAGAUGAACAUCGUCACUAGAAGGUUCGUGGAAUUGGAUAUGGACGAAAGCAAAGUGGAAACUGCGGAACAGAAGAAAGAUCCGAAGGAAAAAGACCAAGGCAAGUCCAGGAUCGCAACGCCCCAAGAGAGGCCUCCUUCGAGGAAUAGUCCACUGUUGUACGAUGCACCCCGGCGACCGGGGAGUUCUUCCAAGGGUGGAAAGGUUCGAAAGGCGGACGGGAAAGUUAAGAAACUGCGACGUCCUCGCUCGAGUCACAUCCCGAUCCCGAUCAAACCGGCGCUUCACAGGCCCAAGUACCGGAGGUUUGUGCUCAGUGCGAACGCGCGCCGCUCGAGCUCCAAGAGCCAGGCCUCGUCGUCGGCGACCUACGACGUGCGAGACUCGCCCAUCCCCAACCUGGAGGGCGGCGAGUCGCUGACCAGCAGCUCCGAGGGCGAGAACCGCCACAGGGACGCCGAGCAGAGCGUCAGGUCCAGCGGGUUCCUGCCGCAUCUCGGGAUCAUCUCCGCCGAGACUUUGAGCGCUGUUAGCAAUAAGGAUGAUUGGCGACAGAGAGGGCGCGGGUUGGACCAGCUCACCCACAGCUUACGUCAGCCUGACGUGGUUAGAUUCUUGGGAGCCAACGAUCCAUUGCGAACAGGCAGCGCAUCCUUGCUCCGACUCCUCAUAAGCAUCCUCAACGAACGGAAAGCUCCCCUUCGCGUUCUCACUGGCUGUUUGAAGGCGCUAAGAGCUUUAUGUUUAGCCCUCCCUGUCCAGAGUCUGGUACCUGAGCUUCCUUAUUUGGUUCCGGCUACUUGUCAGCAUAUAGGGGGUGUCUCGAACAUCAGUGUAAAACUUGAAGCAGUUGAAACAAUUAAAAUGCUUUUGCGCAAGCUGAGACCAUCUUCAAUAGUGAAUGUCCUAUUCACGGAACAGUGCUAUUUCUCCAAAAGCUCUAAGAUGCGAGAGAACUCAUUACUUUGUCUGUUGUACGCCUUGAUGAUAUUUCCCAGCACUGAAUUCAAUAUUCCUGAGUUAACAAAUGUUCUUAUUCAAUGUGGAAGCCACGAACCAAAAAGGAAAGUCAGGCAAGCUUUGUUGGACACUUUCGCUGUUCUUGGCCAAUUCUCUCCUCCGUUCUAUGUUAGUCCAAUUUUGGACACUGAUGAUAGUGAUCUAAGAUUCUUCAAGAAAGCAAUCCAAGCUCGUCUUGCAAGGAGGCAGCUACCAACGGUGUCACCCGAGGGACUCAUUCUAUACGCAUUACAAAUAACCCCCACUUCCAAAGGUUUGGACGUUGAAUGGGUGCAGGCUGGUAGUGGAUCAGUUUCUGUAGGGUCAGCCGACUCUCAAUUUUCAACAGCUCCAUUUCUCACCUCUGAUCAGCAACACUCUUUCUUUAGCGGUGUCUGGAAUGAUUCAACUAAUGAUAUUAUGGUCACAGGAGUGCCACCUGUCAGCUUCCAUACGCGAGAUGUCCCUUCGUAUGCAUUUUAUACUCAUACUUCUAAGCCAGCUCAAGGCACCAAUCACACCACUGAUCAGCGGUUUUUCUACCCAGCUUAUGAGUUCCCUACAAUUAAAGGAGCUAACAGUGACCCUAGAAAAACGAAGGGUGCCUUUGAAAAAAGCAAUGGAAUAGCCAGUCGAGGAAUAAAAACUUGGCCGCCCAUGCAGAAUAACUCAAAAUUUUCAUCAAGUCCGCUCCAUUCAGCUGAUCCUGUCUCACAAGAGGAACAAAUAACUCUGCUCAACUUUCACAAGAAUUUUUAUUCAAAUCCAAACAAUUCAAAUUUGCCUGUCAUUGUCUCAUCAAGUCUCCCUGAUUGGAAAAUACCAACAUGGGCCGAAAAUACGUCGUAUUAUUCAAAAGCAACAAAUGUGUCGAAGUGGGGGCAAAGAGAUGAGUUUUUUCAAUACCAGCAUUACCCAAGAAUUGAACCGCUAGGGAAAAUUGUAUCAAACGACCCAACAAGUUUUCCGGGAAACAGAUCAAAUGGCAAUCAUUACAACGCCUCUACCUCCAUUCAUGGUCGCACAUCUCACCUACCCUCAAUGCAACAAAAUGAUUUCAUGCCCCUUCCGAACCACGCAGUCAAUUUACUUGGUGACGAUGUAGACUUUUGUAAUGAUGACAUAGGUGUUAAGAAAAAUCUGUCUUCAUCUGUACCUCUUUCAAAGUCGUAUGAUAAUCUCACGCACAAAAAUGGAUCCGGUGAAAACAGGUUUCGAUACAGCACUUCUCUACAAAGAAAACAGUCUGAAACAAAAUCAAACAAGAGCUCACCGUUGUAUCCAAGUACUCUGCAACCUUUUGACAGUCCCAAAGAUGCCUUAGAAAAGUGCCUUCUACAAAUUGAAAGUCCCGAAUGGGAAAUUGUUAUGCAAAGUCUUCAAGGGAUCGUUCGACUCUGUCGUUAUCAUCCAGAGAUUUUAGUUUCUGCGCUUCAUAGGAUAGUCACCAGCCUAUCGAAACAGAUACGAAGUCUGAGGUCCCAAGUAACAAAGGCAGCUUGUGUUGUGUCACAAGAGUUGUUCGAGCAACUAGGGAAAACUAUGGAUCCGGAAGUAGAGGAACUUGCUCCUGCACUUCUGUCUCGCACCUGUGAUGCCAAUAAAUUUUUACAGCAUGAUGCCAACUCCGCCUUAGAUAGCAUGAUAGAUAAUGUCACCCCAAUUCGUAGUGCCACGUUUUUACUUCUCAAAGGAGCCAAGCAUCGAAACGCAGUUGUUCGAACCACUGUUUGUCGAUUAUUAGCUCGACUUUGCCAGAAUCUCAGUGUAGGGCAAGUGUAUGCUUUUCCAAGGGACACGAGAGACUUAUUACUCAAUGCAGCAGCAAAAUUCCUUCUUGAAGGCAGUUUAGAAACAAGGGCAUAUGCUAAAGAACUAUUUAGUGUUCUAGCCCGAGAGCCAAAAUUCAUGAAACUCAUGAAUGAAGUUGUGCCAGCGAAAACGAUGGAAGCCAUUAGGAAGCCUCUUAUCAAAAUUGUUAGCCAGAAAUAAAUUGUGGUUUUUUAAGGAGAUAUUUUUUUAGGAAAUUCAAGUGUUGACUCAGUUUAUAUUUUUUACUAUCGCAUAAUCAGAUCUACCUGGAGAAACAUUUCUUUAGCAACAUUGAUUAAAACAUUAAGUUCUUCUGCUAUUCAUAUAACUGGGCAGAUUACUUUUGAUACUCAAUUAUAGUUAUUAUUAAUUUUUUUUUAAUCAUCAAGGGGAGUUGAUUGACCCGUGAACUCCUUAUCAGAGAAAUGUGUACAAAUCCGUCCAAGCCUGUACUUGAAUCAAAUGAAUAUUUUUUUCCCUCAGACUGAGGUGUAUCAUUUGCAUCUCAAAUUUAUUUUUCAAAGACUGAAGUACACUCUAAGUCUAUAAUUUUUUUGUACAGAAGCCUCUGAGGUCGUGAGCAGUAGAAAGAGAAGCAACAACUGACUCAAAAACUAAAGAAAGUAGUGCAGGAUUCGUUUUCAAAUAGUGACUUUUAUUAGAAGAGGAAGUUUUAAAGGAAACAAAAGUAAGAAAUUGAUUUCUAAAUUAAUCUUCGAGGGCUUUCAAAAUCGUAUAAUUAGUUUUACAAAGUUAUUUUGAACUGAUUUCAUAUACUACGCAUUCAUUUCUAUUUUUAUAAAUUUAGUGUUUUAAAGCAAAAUAUUGCUUAGUCAGAAAUUAUAAAUAUAUAUUUACAAGAUAGGAUUGGAAUUUUAAGAAAUUGUUGACUAGUGCUCCUAUUGUAAGUUUGCUCAGAAGUUUUAAGGGGCUGUUCAUUAAAAACGUAUUGCAAAAUUUCAGAUUAUUCGAUCCCCCCCCCUUCCCCUUUAUUGUCAACGCUUUCGUAAUUUUGGUCCCGAUACUUUGAAGCAUAAAAAGAAAAUGGCGUAAUGCUCUCCUUGACCCUCCCUCUAACCUAGAGCGUAACUUAUUUUAUGAACGGCCUGGGCACGGGCCCGGCACGGGUAAGUGGAAUGUUAAAGGGACACAUUAGCAUAAAGGCAUACUUCUCACAUGACUGAGCCAUCAAACUGAAACCAUCACAGAUGCAAAACUUCUGAAAAUUUUGUUGCAAAAUUACUGUAUGCAAAAAAUUUUGAAAUUCAAGAAAACUGUCACCCUGUUUAAUAUUAAAGUUUCGUAAAUGUCUCACAUAUCUACUUCAAGAGAUCCAGCCCUUGUCUUUAACAUACAUUUUUGGGACUGUUCAAUACCAUGGUUUGAAAAUUGAAAUAAUUAUCAGUUUAAACAAUCCUCAUGCCUACGGUGCUCGACUUAUAGAUUUGAAUUGUGCCUGCUUGAAGUAACAAACUUGAAGAGAGCAUUAAAUUAUAAAUGAGGAAUUUUUUGUGCCUGAAAUUUAAGUUUUUUGUCCGUUAUCUAGCUAGUUAUUUAAAAUAAUGUUUUGUAUUGUUUAGGGGAAUGAUUGUUCAAAGCAACUAUUGCAAUAGAUUUAUUGUUUGUUAUUGAUUAUUGAUUGAUGCAAUCAGGUCCAAGUAGUGAUUUUUUUUUUUGAAAAAAAAAGGAAAAAUAUUUGUGAAUUUUAAUUUAAUAAAGGUCGUUAAUUAAUGAAACAA
Molecule: messenger RNA, 6354 nt
Organism: Bemisia tabaci
Lineage: Eukaryota; Metazoa; Arthropoda; Insecta; Hemiptera; Aleyrodidae
Biological process (GO): microtubule cytoskeleton organization
Cellular component (GO): cytoplasmic microtubule; cilium
Molecular function (GO): microtubule binding
Source: RefSeq, a predicted model, not a curated record